Messenger RNA from Rhinocladiella mackenziei CBS 650.93, 1917 nucleotides. RefSeq lists its product as uncharacterized. The record is from RefSeq and is a predicted model, not a curated record. NCBI's taxonomy places the organism in Eukaryota, Fungi, Ascomycota, Eurotiomycetes, Chaetothyriales, Herpotrichiellaceae. Gene Ontology annotation, molecular function: DNA-binding transcription factor activity. The coding region runs from base 1 to 1917 and encodes 638 amino acids. Gene Ontology annotation, biological process: regulation of DNA-templated transcription. The transcript is spliced from 2 exons.
AUGGCGAUGCAGUAUCCGCCCCAAUCUUAUUACCUCUAUGGUCAGCCUCAAUGGCCUGAAGAUGUCAAGCCCGCCCUCACCGAAGACGAUUCCUCCUCCGUCCUCGACGACAAGGUUCUCGAUUCCUCUACUCCCGCCGAUAUGACAGCUCCCGAUUCCUCGGACAGUCGACGCCCUUCCUUGACCAAGUUGGAGGACGAUUAUUCGGCUCCUGCGCACGUUUGGCAGGAGAGGCCCCACGGGGUCAUGCCUUCCACUCGUCACUUUUCGCAGUCUUCCAUCCCUUUGUCGAGUCCCAAUGGCCAAUUCUUUGGUCAAGUCAACGCUACGAAUUGUGGUUCGGCGUACCUCCAAAACCAAUCCUGGCCUUUGUCUGCCCGUUCCGAGGCCAGCACCCCAACCCCCUUCUUUGGUCCGGUACAAGAGACCUUCGGUCAGCAGGUACCAUAUAGCGGCGGACCAGUCAACUUCUCGGGAUACUCUCAACAGGAUCCCGUCUCGGCCGUUUCCAUGUCACCACAAUCUAGUCAAGGAGGAUGGGCUUCGACUACGUCGUCAGAUGCUGCCGAAACUGGUCGCGCUCUGAAGCAUGCAAGAUAUCGGCCCGCGUCGCCCAUGCUGGUUUUGAGAUCCGACGGCAUAAGGAAAAAGAACGCCAAGUUCGAGAUUCCCAAAGAACGGAAUUUGGCCAAUAUUGAUGCUCUCAUUCAGCAAUCGACCAACGAGGAAGAGAAGAAGGAACUCAAGCAGCAGAAGCGUCUCCUCCGAAACCGUCAAGCAGCGCUUGAUUCUCGUCAACGAAAGAAGACUCAUACCGAGAGAUUGGAACAAGAAAAGAAACUCUUCGCUAGUCAAAAGGCUGAAAUGGAGGAUACCAUCGCUCACCUGGAGACCACCCUGGCCCAUGAAAGAGAACAAUGGGUGCACCAACGACAACAAUACGAACAAUUCAUCCAACAGAUCCGGUACGACCGAGACGAAGCCAUUCGUACCAAGACUCUUGAGACUGCCGAACUUCGAAGGAUGAACAACAUCUUGAAAGACGCCGUCAGAGAUCUGGAGCGACAACAAAAUGCCCGAGCCUUCUCAGCCAAUACCUCGGACGCCUUUUCGAAUGAUUUCUCCACUUUCAGAACCUUGGACCUUGAUGAUAAUUGGGAGGAUGAGUUCAGUCUUAUCAACAGCGAAGAUUUGAAGAUGGAGGAACCCGAUUCGAUUCAGAGACAAGCAACACCACGACCUCCGACUUCUUCGACCCAGCCCUCCGCAUCCGUCAAUGCUGCCAAGUCACUCGAUGUCAAGGUCGACGCCGGUUUCAGUUGGAACACCUUCUACAUGUGCUUGUUAUCUGGAGCCUUUAUUGUUUCUCAAGCCGGGUCAAAAGCGACAACUUCGGUAUCAUCCGCCGCCGUCGUCACACCUAGUAUGCCAGCUCUAUCUGAAGAUUACCGGGCCGAGGCCGGAAAUGUUCUCAAUGCCGUUCUUGCUUCCGGGCCAGAAUCAGCACAUGAAAUUCUUCCGUCUCGGCCAGCGGCGUCUAUGGACAAUCCCAACUUUUCUGGCACACUCUCGGGCUCUGACCUGUCUCAAGCGCCGGGAACCUCUCUGGAUAAUCUUCAUACAACUCUCACCACACCCUCCCGUCAACAGGAAGCUGCUGCAGCCUUUUCUCUUUCUGCUUCUUCCUACAAUCACAUUACCAAUGCAGAUGGCAUCUUUGACAAUGACGAGGACGAAGUUGUUGAAGUGAAGCCAACCCGCCUCCAACAGUUGUUUGCCGAUAUGCAAGCCCAACGAGAUGGCAUCGAGAAAAUGAGUGGCCUGGGUAGCAAAGCCAGAGAACGAAGCGUUUUGCUUGAUCGGGUACCUGAGAAGGUCCUUCGUGAUUUCAGAGAGAUGAUUGCUCAGGUUGAGUGA